Molecule: messenger RNA, 1413 nt
Organism: Guillardia theta CCMP2712
Lineage: Eukaryota; Cryptophyceae; Pyrenomonadales; Geminigeraceae
Exons: 7
Coding region: 1-1413 (470 amino acids)
Source: RefSeq, a predicted model, not a curated record
AUGCCGCAAUGGGCUCGCGACGGGAGGCACCUGAAGCACAUGUCCGUGCAUGGCAACUGCGAGGCUUCGGUCCGUCUGGAGAGAGGAGAAGCUCGGGUUGGGCUCAUGGACGACAGGGUGAAGCCUGGCGAGUGCUGCUGUUGCCUGACGGGUGGGGGACACAGGAACUGGUUUGAUCCUCGUCUCAACGAUCGGGUGACGUACAUCGACACAUACUUCGGCGCCGUCAGAAACGGAGGGAGGAGUCUGGAGGAGGGGAAGAGGUUCAAGGCAGCCCCCCCGGAUAUCGUUACGCUCCUGUUGGCCGAGGACUCCCUCUCCUUCAAGAUCAACGGGAACCAAGUUGCUCAGGUCCCCUUCAAGCCCUCCUCCGCUUUUCGCCUUGCGGUUCAGAUGUGGGACAAGGACGAUGCUGUGAAGCUGAUCGGGGGGGACGUCAACUCUCCUUACGCGCUGAAAGAACUCACGGCAAUCUCUGCCGCCUCCUCCCCUGCUCCCAGGGUACGACCGAACCUGCUCAACUUCGAUGAGUCUCAAGGAGGAGACUCGACAAGGAUGUCCAACGGUAGCAUGAGCGAUGCUAAGUGCUGUGAGUUCAGUAACAAGGCUGCAGGAAGCGGAGGCCCAGAGCCCACGGAGAGGAACAAUGAGUACGACGGCAAAGAAGCUGAAGCAGCGGGUCGACCGCGUGAAGGCAGGGAGGGAUCGGACGUCAAAACAGGGGAGGAGCAGGAGGAGCAAAAUGUUCAGCACGUGCGAGUCACGUCGGCACAGGAGCAGGAAGAGGAUGGAGAGAAUGCGAGGCAACCAACUCCUGCUACUCCGGAGGCAGCCAUGGCCGACACAACGCAACCGGCUGACCCGAGCAAUCAGGAUGAUCACGAGCACGAGAAAGGAGAGGGAGGAGCUGAGAGAGGAGGAGGAGGAGCAGAGGGGGUUGGAGGAGGGCCAGAAGGGGGAGAGGGAGGGGAAGGCGAGGCGGUGGCAGGAGCAGAUGGAGGAGGAGUUGAACAACCUGCGGAGGAAGAAACUACGGUAGAGUACGGAGACGCGAAGAAUUCCGGGGAGGAAUCAACAGGAAACAAAACCGAAGAGGUAGAGACACCGGCUGCGUCCGAUCCGAGCGCUGAUGCCGCUCAGGAGGAGGCGCAGAAGGAGGAGGAAGCCGUUCCAGAGCCCCCCCUUGCGGAUGAGCAGGGAGGAGAAGGAAGCAAUCAGGAUGGGCAGGGAGAACAAGAGGCAGCGACAGCAGCAGCACAAGCAGAGGAGGAGCCUGGCAAAGCUGCUGAGGCAGAGGAAAAGGUGGAACCGGAUGCAAGUCAAACCAAGGAGGACGAAGGCAGCAAGGCUGCGGAGGAGGUGCCUUCGCCAGAGGAUGCAUCAGAUAGUCAGGCAGCAGGUGGUCAGGAAUAG